Molecule: messenger RNA, 2524 nt
Organism: Lactuca saligna
Lineage: Eukaryota; Viridiplantae; Streptophyta; Magnoliopsida; Asterales; Asteraceae
Source: the annotation of a GenBank genome assembly
AUGGAAGAAGAAGGUUCAUCAGUAAGAUUGGUUCGCUGCCCUAAAUGUGAAAAUCUUCUUCCCGAGCUUCCUGAGUACUCUGUUUACCAGUGCGGAGGCUGUGGUGCUGUUCUUCGAGGAAAACAAUCCACUCCAGCUCGUGAAAAAAAACCCUUAGAAAGAUCUGAUAACGAGAAGAAAGAAAAAGCUAGUCUAGAGUCUGGUUCUGUUAUCGAAAGAGAAAAUGAUGAAUUUGAGCUUGGAAGAAGGCAGGGUAAAACCGUCCACGAAAAAAUUUCAAAACUGUCCGCUAGUUCUUCAUCUAAAAAAGAGAAACGCGAAAGAUUCACAGAUUCGGAUCAAAUUAGGAAACGAAGGCUUGAUUUUGAUCAAACCAAAGUGAAAGUUUUCAACGAUUGGGACAUGAAUGUUCCUAAAUAUGGCGAAUCACAAGAAAUUAGACACCCUUUUGGUCCAAUUAGGUCAAGGACAGUGGGGAUUCAUAGAAAUUCUAGUACAGUCGAAAGGGAUAGAUUUGGGAAUUUACCAUAUUCAAACGAAGGUCCUUCAAGUUCUCACAGCUUUGGUGGUUUAAAUGAGCUGACAAGGGUUCAAGAUUUAGAAAAUGAUAGAGCCCAACUUCUUCAAAAACUUGAUGAAUUAAGAACUCAACUUACCAGAUCAUGCAAUGUAACCGAAAACCCAAAUGGAAGAUUAACCGGUUCGUAUCCAUGGCCACAUCAGCUUCCACAUCAGCCCUCACAUCAUCAAUACCUACCUGCAACAUACCAUGACCCUUUUCUUGGCUACAAUCAAGACACCCUUUUUCAUCGCCCUUCAUGUUCAUGUUCACAAUGCUACAACACGAAUUGGCACAGUAAUACCCUUCCAAAGACCCGUCCUUUUCCGUCUUUUAACAGCCUCCCUGCUCAUGAUCCUCUGACUUACGGUCCACGUCAGCUGCCACGUCAUCUUGAUUCGGGAACUGGUAGUUUUGGUAGAAGAUAUCCAAGAAGACGGGUGAUUCUGAGUCAUGGAGGUGAACGUGUAUCGCGUCCUGUAUCUGGUGGUGCUCCUUUUAUAAGUUGUUGUAAUUGCUUCGAGCUGCUAAAAAUCCCUAAAAAACUUUGGGUUAUGGAAAAGAAUGUUCAUAAAAAGAUGAAAUGUGCAGUUUGUUCUUCUUUAAUAUCCAUAACACUUGAGGAUAACAGAAUCGUUACUUCAGUUUCUUCAUCACAACAAAAAGUCAACAAAACAAAGUCAAACCCUAGCGUUCAUAGCUCUCGCGAUUACGAUAAAUCCGGUUACAACUUCCAGUUGACAGACGCCGAACCAAAUUUAUCACCAAAUGAGCAAAGCCCUGAUGCUGCUGCAACUGUAAUUGACAAACCAUCAUUGUCAAUGUCAAAUGAGAAUUUAGAAAGUCAAAAUAACGAUUUGAGUCAAAGUCAAAGAAGGGACGAGGAAAGGGUGAUUGUUGAAAACAAGAAGUCUUUGAAAGAUGCAUUGGUGGCGACUGAGAUUGAUGUGUCUUUAACUGAGUAUUUAAACUGUGAAGCUGUUAGUAAAGAUAAAGAAGAUGAUCAAAUAAGGAACAAGAAAGGAGGAACAGAAUCUUUCUUUGCGGGUUUGAUUAAGAAGAGACUUAAAGAUUUUUCAAGGUCGAGUAGUGAACGUGUAGUGGAGAAGGGAAGAUCGGAUGUUUUUGUGAAUGGUCAACUUCUGACUGAUCGUCAAGUUAAAAAGGCAGAGAAGUUAGCUGGGCCUAUUCAUCCUGGAGAGUUCUGGUAUGACCCUAUAGCUGGAUUCUGGGGAGUGAUGAACCAACCUUGCCUUGGGAUUAUUCCUCCAUUUAUCGAAGAAUUUGACUAUCCGCUGCCUAAGAACUGCGGUGCUGGGAACACUAGGGUUUUUGUGAACGGAAGAGAACUCAACCAAAAAGAUUUAGAUCUUCUUGCAGGCAGAGGUCUUCCGACGACGAAAGAUAAGUCUUAUAUCAUCGACAUUUCCGGGAAAGUCGUGGAUGAAGACACCGGCGAAGAACUUGAUGGUCUUGGCAAGCUUGCUCCGACGGUUGAGAGGGUAAAGCAUGGAUUCGGCAUGAAAGUUCCGAAAACUGUUGUUUCUAAAUGAAUCAAAUGGAAUUUGGGUUGAAGAUAUUUACGUAUGAGCAGUUUGGGAUGUUUGUUAUGUUAUCCGAAUUUCACGCUGUUCAGGUUUUAUUCGUUUAUAUUUUGUGAUGUUGGUAGUAAAUCUUUAUUUUUGUAUUUAAGUUAUAUAUGUUUUAUGAUAAUUUUUUUAAAUGAAAAAACUUGAUAUUAAAUUAGUUAUGAAUUUGAGUAAUUAAUUAAUAGUUUUGUUGAAUUUAUAGAAUAGAUGAAAAAUGUCAGAAAUCUUUGCAACAAUAAUUAGUAAUGAAACGGAAGGAAUAUUCGCCUCGGAUGUAGGAGAGAAAGAGAGUCAAGAUUAAGUCAGAAGCAUGCAUUGCUUUUGUAUCAUGGGUUAGCUUUCACAAAAAAGGUAUCAUAUUCCGAUUAUAAACCAG